Messenger RNA from Colias croceus (clouded yellow), 1478 nucleotides. It is a transcript of the gene nudC, whose product is annotated as nuclear migration protein nudC. The coding region runs from base 150 to 1133 and encodes 327 amino acids. Gene Ontology annotation, biological process: protein folding. The record is from RefSeq and is a predicted model, not a curated record. Gene Ontology annotation, cellular component: cytoplasm. The transcript has 9 exons. NCBI's taxonomy places the organism in Eukaryota, Metazoa, Arthropoda, Insecta, Lepidoptera, Pieridae.
UGAAAAAGGGAAGUCGAAACUCAAACUUCAAAGGAUAAAAAGGAUUAAAUUAUUUCAAUUUUCAAAUCACAUACAAAUCAUUAAUCUGAUUUACAUAUCUGUGAAUUGUGUAAAUUUUAUAGAACUCAAAGCUGUGUAUAAAAAUAAAAAUGGCUAACGAUCCUGAAAGAUUUGAUACAAUGUUAUUAGCGAUGGCACAACAACACGAAGGAGGUGUAAAAGAGUUAUUGGAUACAAUUGUAGGAUUUUUAGCUAGAAAAACUGACUUCUUUGUUGGUGGAAAAGAAGGAGAAUGGGAAAAGGUAGUAAAAGAUAUCUUCUAUAAACAUUCCGCAAAAGCCAGAGAGGAGGCAGACAAAAUUAGGAAAGAAAAAGAGGAAGCGGACAGGAGAUUGAAAGAAAUACAACAAAAGAAAGAGCAAGAACGUCUCGCUAAGGACUUUGAGCCAGCUACGGUGACUGAACUUACUGAUAAAGAAGCAGAAUUGAUGCAAGAAGAUAUUGAGAAAGACAAAAAAACAAAAACAGAAAACGGCAGCGGAGACAGUGCAGAUGUAGCGGAACCAUCAACCACAGCAGCAGAUGAUGAUGAGGAUGACCCCAAAGAGAAGGGCAAGCUUAAACCCAAUGCUGGCAACGGAUGUGACUUGGAACACUAUAGGUGGACGCAGACACUUGAAGAAGUCGAGUUGCGGGUACCUCUUCGGCAAGUAUUGCGUCCUCGUGAUUUGACAGUGGUAAUAAGCAAGCGUCAUCUGAAGGUCGGCAUCAAGGGCCAACCCCUUAUCAUUGAUGAAGAACUCGACGCGGACGUCAAGAUUGAAGAAUCGACGUGGGUGCUGCAGGACGGAAGGAACUUACUCGUCAAUUUAGAAAAGGUUAACAAAAUGAAUUGGUGGGGCCGUUUAGUGACGACAGAUCCAGAAAUAUCUACUAGGAAAAUAAAUCCAGAGCCGUCAAAGUUGUCGGACUUGGACGGGGAAACUAGAGGCCUAGUUGAGAAGAUGAUGUACGACCAGAGGCAAAAGGAGAUGGGACUGCCGACGAGCGAUGAACAAAAGAAACAAGACGUGCUUAAGAAGUUCAUGGAGCAACACCCAGAAAUGGAUUUCUCUAAAUGCAAAUUUAAUUAAAUAUACAAUUGCGUCUAAUAAAUUGUCUUGAAGGAACUAUUAGAACUUUGUAAUUCUAAGAACUCUUGAUGUAUCGUCAUAAACGAUUGAUGUACUUUACGUUCCAACGUUUUAUAUGUACCAAUCUGUAGUCUGGCAAUCAUGUUGUCUGAACAAUAUGUAAUUAAAUAAGCUUAAAGCAAAAGGCCAGUGGGCAAACCUUCAUUUUUAAUUUGCCGACCUUAUUAAUUUUUGGGCUCUCACUAGUCAUUAUUGAUCCGUGUCUAAUAAAAAACAUUGAAAGCGGUUUUGCCAGAUUAUAGUAAAAUAACUGAUAGUAUUCAGUAAAUAUAAAUAUUAAAAUGA